Messenger RNA from Emericellopsis cladophorae, 1458 nucleotides. Its product is annotated as Delta(14)-sterol reductase-like protein. Gene Ontology annotation, cellular component: endoplasmic reticulum membrane. The coding region runs from base 1 to 1458 and encodes 485 amino acids. Gene Ontology annotation, biological process: ergosterol biosynthetic process. NCBI's taxonomy places the organism in Eukaryota, Fungi, Ascomycota, Sordariomycetes, Hypocreales, Bionectriaceae. The transcript has 3 exons. Gene Ontology annotation, molecular function: Delta14-sterol reductase activity. The record is from RefSeq and is a predicted model, not a curated record.
AUGGCUCCUAAAACGAGCAAGAAGACCGCAUUCGAGGAGCACGGUUACGAGUUCCUGGGCCCUCCCGGUGCCUUUUUCAUCUCCUUCAUCCUCCCCGUGGUCGUGUACAUCUUUGCUUUCGCCUGCAACGAUGUCACCGGCUGCCCCCCGCCGUCGCUCUUGCAACCCUCGACCCUGACGCUGGCUCAGCUCAAGCGCGAGGUGGGCUGGCCGGCCGAGGGCAUUGUCGGGCUCUUCAGCUGGGAGGCUCUCCUCGCCACCAUUGGCUAUGUCCUGGUCAACGCCAUUCUAUACCGGGUGUUGCCUGCCGAGCAGGUCCAGGGCGUGAAGUUGCGCAAUGGCGAAAGAUUGAACUACCGCCUCAACACCUUCUACUGCCACUCGGUCAUGCUGGCGGUGCUUGCUGCCGGCACCGCUGCGCAAGGCGCCCACUUCAUCGUGUGGACAUUUAUCAGCGACAACUACAUCCAGAUCAUCACCGCCAACAUCCUGCUGGCCUACGCCACGGCGACCUACGUCUACAUCCACAGCUUCAGCGUCAAGCCUGGCAACAAGGAGCUCCGUGAGCUGGCCGAGGGUGGCCAGUCGGGCAACAUCCUCUACGACUGGUUCAUUGGCCGCGAGCUAAACCCCCGCGUCACCCUGCCGUUCAUUGGAGAGAUUGACCUCAAGGAGUGGCUCGAGCUGCGCCCCGGCAUGUUCGGCUGGGUCCUCAUGAACUUUGUCUGGAUGGCCAAGCAGCACCGCACCUUUGGCUAUGUGACCGACAGCAUGGUCCUGAUCAGCGUCGUGCAGGCCCUGUACGUCGUCGACUCGUGGUGGAAUGAGUCGGCCAUCUUGACGACCAUGGACAUUACGACGGACGGCUUCGGCAUGAUGCUGGCGUUUGGUGAUUUCGUCUGGGAGCCCUUUGCGUACGCCCUGCAGACGCGCUACCUGGCCCAUCACCCCGUUCACCUAGGACCUGUCUACCUGACGCUGAUGCUCGCCAUCAUCGCCGCGGGCUACUACAUCUUCCGUUCCGCCAACAGCCAGAAGAACCGCUUCCGCAUCAACCCCGACGACCCCCAGGUUGCCCAUCUCAACUUUAUCGAGACCAAGUCGGGGAGCAAGCUCCUCACCUCUGGCUGGUGGGGCGUGUCCCGCCACAUCAACUACCUUGGCGACUGGCUCCAGGCAUGGGCCUACUGCCUCCCCUGCGGCGUUUCUGGCUACCAGAUUCUUUCUGCUGGCUCCAAUGCACCAGGGUCGUAUGUGAUGAAUGACGGUCGCGAGGUGAUUCAAGGGGAGGCCCGCGGCUGGGCCAUUCCCAUCACUUGCUUCUACAUCAUCUACUUUGCCGUGCUGCUUGUCCAUCGCGAGGGCCGAGACGACAUCAAGUGCCACCGCAAGUAUGGCAAGGACUGGGACAGGUACAAGACGAUUGUCCGUGCCAAGAUCAUUCCCGGCAUCUACUGA